Messenger RNA from Triticum dicoccoides, 4170 nucleotides. RefSeq lists its product as uncharacterized. The coding region runs from base 131 to 4015 and encodes 1294 amino acids. Gene Ontology annotation, biological process: endoplasmic reticulum to Golgi vesicle-mediated transport; retrograde vesicle-mediated transport, Golgi to endoplasmic reticulum; intracellular protein transport. NCBI's taxonomy places the organism in Eukaryota, Viridiplantae, Streptophyta, Magnoliopsida, Poales, Poaceae. The record is from RefSeq and is a predicted model, not a curated record. The transcript is spliced from 24 exons. Gene Ontology annotation, cellular component: COPI vesicle coat. Gene Ontology annotation, molecular function: ATP binding; protein kinase activity; protein binding.
UGCAGAUCUACAUCUCACAUCACUUCCCAGCUGGUCAAAUCCCCUCCCUUCCCUUAUACUUACUGGUUCAGAAGACUAGCUUAGAACUCGUUGAUUCACUACUAGGCGGAUCUCCAGCCAGGGGUACCCUAUGGAUCACCGUGGUAGUAUAACAGAAAUUGAGCUGGAGUGCAUGCUACUUGAUGAAAAUGCAGAGCCCAUGGCCCUGCCAUUCCCACUUUUGGAGAAAAUCACACAUAAUUUUUCUGAUAAGUUGGAAAUUGGAAGAGGUGGCUUUGCAGUGGUUUAUAAGGCAAUGCUUGAGAAUGAGGCCGUUGCUAUAAAGAGGUUGUCCAAUACGUAUAUGUAUGAGAAAGAAUUCCAGCGAGAGGUCGAAUGUCUGAUCAAGGCAAAGCACAAAAACAUCGUACGGUUUCUGGGAUAUUGUGCUGACACACAAGGAAAUAUGGAAAGCUACAAUGGGAAAAUGGUUAUGGCGGAUGUACAACAAAGAUUGCUAUGCUUUGAGUAUCUACCUAAAGGAAGUCUUGAUGGCUAUAUUACAGAUUCAUCCAAAAAACUUGAGUGGAGAAAGUGCUACAAAGUAAUCAAAGGGAUAUGCGAAGGGUUAAAUUAUCUUCACCAAACAAAAAUUCUGCAUUUAGAUCUAAAACCUGGAAAUAUAUUAUUGGGUGGAGAUAUGAUGCCAAAAAUUACUGACUUUGGGCUAUCAAGGUGUUUCGAGGAAGACCAAACACGGGUGGUUACUAAAAAUGUGGGUGGAACAAUGGGAUAUUUGGCACCGGAAUUCUGUAGUGGUGAAAUCACACACAAGUUUGACUUAUAUAGUCUUGGUGUUAUAAUUAUAGAGAUGUUGACUGGAAAGAAGGGGUAUCAAACUAUCGAGAAUGUACUUGCAAUCUGGAAUAAUGCAAUGUUGGAUACAUUGCAGUGGGAACAAAUUCGAGUAUGCGCGGAGAUAGGGAUAGAGUGCAUAGAAGUUGACCCAUCAAAGAGACCAGCUAGUAUGAAGCAUAUAAUUGAUAGGCUUGCUGAACUAGAAUGUAGUACAGGGGCAAGCGAUCUUCUUCUCCUUCAGCAGUUUGUUCUUUGCUUCCCCUUUGAGCCGAACAAGGCUAUCACGUGCCCGUUGCAGCUAACAAAUAACACCGACAAACAUGUUGUGUUCGGGCUUAUGGACAAGAGCAUGGGGCCCUCCUUCCUAAGGCUGCCAUUAUACGGCUUUGUGCCACCUAACACCCCAUACACUCUCAUGGUGACAACACAAGAGAAGGAAGAUCGACCACGAAAGUAUAUCAUAGAUGUGAUCCUCCACAGUGCUACACUAAUAUUGGGGGAUGAUGAGCAUAUAAAAACUUUCCAAAACCAACCAGAUAGGUUUUUUCGAGAGAUGGGGAAUGCAGUGCGGGAGGUGAAACUGAAAGCACUUUAUACACUGCCACGACACAAUGCAACAUUGCCGUCUAAGCCAACCUCACCCUCAAGCAAGAUAAUCUUAUGCAAUAAAAAUCCAUAUGGCAAUCACCUGGCUUCCUUGGACAUGGACCAGUGCAAGCAACGGAUAAUAAUCGGAAAUAAGAAUGGACAUGUUCAAAUUUGGGACUAUCGAACCCAGAGAAAAAAGGAUUCGAUUAGAGUCUCAGCGACAUAUGAAAUUAAGUGUGUUAAAUUUAUUGCAAGAAAGCAAUGGAUUGUUGUUGGGACAAACAUUGGUAACAUCUAUGUGUAUGACUAUGAAAAAAUGCAAAAGAUUGCAAGUUUUAGAGUUGGCAGAUUUCAGGAACUUAAGUCACUGGCCGUUCAUCCAACCCAUCCGUAUUUGCUGUCAGCGGGUACAAACCUGAAACUUUGGAACUGGGACAAGCGUUGGGAGUGCGUACAGACAUUUGAGCUUGAAAAACUGCGACAUGUUGCAUUUAGCCAAAAUGACACCUUUGCGGCUAGUAGUGAUUCAGAAGAUUACACUGUGACGGUUGGGAGUCUUGGUUCUCCCAAAUCUAACUGCAUUCUCUUUGGGCAUUCGGACAAAGUGAAGUGCUUGGACUUUUUCACAUACCACAAUCAAGAGUUUUUGGUUACGGGCUCAAAUGACAAGACUGCCAAGAUAUGGUAUUUGCGGGAAAAGAUAUGUGCAUAUACACUUAGAGUUUUUGAAUCUCCGGUUACGUCUGUCCUGUACCAAUCCAAUCUUGAGAUUCUACUUACAGGUUCAAAAGAUGGUGCUAUUUAUUUUUGGAGCACCACAGAUUGCAGGAUAUAUUCAUGCCCCCCAAUGCUUAAAAGAAUCAUCAAGACUGGUUGUGAUGGAGCUAUCUACCAUCUCGCAUGUGCGAUGGGAAGGGUUGUGAUUGGAAAAAAACACACAGUAGCAAUUAUGGAUUUUGAGAAUGUGAAUUAUGAGAAGGAAUCAAUAGAUUAUGGUGAGAAGCAGUUAAGUGCAGAUACGAGACAACAAGCUGGAGACACAAUGUCUAAGCAGGAAAUCUCAGGGUCCAUCAGUCAGCUACCGAUACUCGACGUCCAUCCGCCGGAAAUCCGUUUCCCCUAUCAUCCCGAGGAGCUCAUCCCGUGCUCACUGCACCUAACAAACAACACAGAUGAGAAUGUGGCAUUUAGACUUGUAGACAGGAGCGGCAAGUCCCCAUGGUGCUUCACAAAGUUGCCGUUGUAUGGAAUUUUGUCUCGUAGAUCCACUUACAAUUUGAUUGUGACAACAAAAGAGGAGAUGAAGCUAAAGGAAGAGAAAGACUUUGAUCUCGUUAUUCAGAGCAAUUUAUUGCGAGACAAGCACAUAAGCUUAUUCAAAGACCAGUCUGAGUUUGAUCAGUAUUUCGAGGAAGCCAAAGAGUUUGGGAAUAUGGUGCAUGAGGUCAAACUGAAAGUUAUUUAUGUGAAGUACAGAGAGAUUACAUACGAGGACACAACGGUGAAGUAUAAUCCUGAUAAUGUGUGUUGCCUAGAUGCACAUCCAACAGAGCCAUGGAUUUUAACAGGUCAUUGUAGUGGGUAUGCUCACGCAUGGAACCAUGAGAUGAAGUACCCGAUGAAUUCGUUUGAAGUAUCAGAGUAUUAUACAGUCAGCUGCGUCAAAUUUAUUGCAAGGAUGAAAUGGAUUGUUGCUAUGACACCUCCUGGUAACCUCCAUGUGUACGACUGUGCGUGCGUAACAAAUAUCGAAAAUAUCACGACUAUUGAACCUAGUAAUUUUACAACCGCUCCAAUACUGGCUGUUCAUCCAAGCAUGCCGUAUGUGUUGUCACCAGACACAGUGCUUUUGGACUGGGAGCUGAGGUGGAUGCGCACACAAACAUUCCGCCUUGGCUUAAUGACAGUCGCAUUUAACCCCUGGGACGCCUACAGUUUUGCAAGUGGGUCUUUGGAUGGCUAUGUAGAGGUUUGGAGGCUUGAUUCUUCCGACCCUGAAUAUUUUUUGCCUGGGCAUAUGGAUGUUGUCAACUGCCUUGAUUUUAUCACACGUGGAGAUCAACAGUAUGUGAUCACUGGCUCUGAAGAUUGCACUGCCAAGAUCUGGGACUUGCAGAAAAGGGAGUGCAUUCGUACGCUGGAAGCUACGUCUCCAGUGCUUUGUGUCCUUGUCCAUCCAUACUUUCCACUUCUAAUUAUAGGAGCAGCACAUGGCAUCAUUCAGUUGUGGAGCUCCAUUGAUUUCAGGCUUAAGAGAACCAUUAACUUAGGCGGCGGCGGGCCUGUUGUCGGCCUCGCAUGUUUGAGUGGUUCAAGGAUUCUGAUUGGGCAAAAGAAUGCCAUAGUUACUAUGGACCUCUGCGAAAGCUGGGGCGUAACAUCCGACGAGUCAUCAGAGACACCUAACGAGUGGUCAGAGACAUCCGAGGAGUGCCCAGAGCUUGAAGAGCACACCGUUUCUUCUAGAGAAGAGAACCCCAUUGUUGGAAGAGGGGUGAAGGCCAUGACCCCGGCUACCACUACGGUUCACCAAGGCGACAAGGAAGGGGGAGUUGGCUCAACCCAGCCCAAGAGGCAAAGGCUCAGCUAGCGCUUUGAUCUGGGAGAUCCCACAACUACAGUAAGGUACCUGUUACCUCUUGUAGAAUAUGACUGUAAGUUGAAGUCAAAGGCACCAAAAAUUGAAACGAAUUGGAUGUAUCUGUUGCUCAUAUGGCUGAAUUAGCAUGAUCAUAUACUAUUUAA